Molecule: messenger RNA, 3027 nt
Organism: Colossoma macropomum (tambaqui)
Lineage: Eukaryota; Metazoa; Chordata; Actinopteri; Characiformes; Serrasalmidae
Gene: kctd7
Product: potassium channel tetramerization domain containing 7
Exons: 4
Coding region: 180-1175 (331 amino acids)
Biological process (GO): protein homooligomerization
Molecular function (GO): protein binding
Source: RefSeq, a predicted model, not a curated record
GUAGGCAGAGGGGGCGUGGUGCGCCGGAAAACGGGUGGAAAACAAACCCAAACAGAAGCCCCGCUUAUCUGUAGCUGCGGCCGCCUGAGAGUGAUUUGUUCCCGGUUUGCUGGAUCGAGUCGGUCCGCCUGAGAGCCGCCGUGGACGGAACCUCCCAGCAGGCCGUGUGGUCGGUGUGCAUGCAGCAGAAUGGAGCCGGAGACACGCCGAACGGAGCCGGAGACGCGCCGCUGCUGAGGCGCUUCGGGCCGGAGGGCCGCGCAGGCCCGCAGCCGCGGGUCAUGGUGGUGUUUUCGGCCGCCAGUGAGAGCGAGGAGUCCGCGGACGCGGGGACGGGCCUGGGGGGCGCAGCGGCGGGGUUGGAGGAGCAGGAGCCCCGCAGAGCAGCCACAGGAAGCCCGCUGGGGAGCCUGGGGAAGGCCCUCCACUCCUUCGGCCCAGCUCAGGAGUUUCCUGAGGUGAUUCCUCUGAAUGUUGGAGGGACGUAUUUCACCACCCGUCUGUCCACCCUGCGCCGGUAUGAGGACACCAUGCUGGCAGCCAUGUUCAGCGGACGGCACCACAUCCCCCGAGACGCUGAGGGGCGCUACUUCAUCGACCGGGACGGAGCGUAUUUCGGGGACAUCCUAAACUUCCUGCGUGGGGGGGAGCUGCCGCAGAGGGACCGAGUGCGUGCGGUUCACAGAGAGGCGCAGUAUUACGCUAUCGGCCCCCUGCUGGAGAGCCUGGAGGACACUCAGCCUCUGACCGGAGAGAAAGUCCGACAGGCCUUCCUGGACCUGCUGCCGUAUUAUAAAGAUAAUCUAGAGCGGAUUGUGGAGAUAGCGAAGCUGCGAGCGAUGCAGAGGAAAGCGCGCUUCGCCAAGCUGAAGGUGUGCGUCUAUAAGGAGGAGAUGCCCAUCACGCCGUACGAGCGGCCGCUCUUCAACUCCCUGCGGUUCGAGCGCUCGGAGAGCGAGGCCAAGCUGUUCGAGCACCACUGCGAGGUGGACGUGUCCUUCGGGCCGUGGGAGGCCGUGGCGGACGUUUAUGACCUGCUGCACUGCAUCGUGAGCGACCUGGCCGAGCGCGGCAUCACCGCGGACCAGCAGUGCAUCGGAGUCUGUGACAAACACCUCAUCAACCACUACUACUGCAAGCGGCCCAUCUACGAGUUUAAAAUCACCUGGUGGUGAAGGACGGCGCGCUCUCAAAACCGAUGUGUUAAAGCCAUAGCACUGCGUACCAUUUAUUUAUUUAUUUAUUUAUUUUCUAAUUAAAGAAGUAGCAUUGCUGUUUGGUCACACUGCGUUUUUUAAAUAGUUGAAAAAUGCAAACCACGUUUUCCUAAACAACUAACACUUUUUUAAAUGCUGCUUCUGGCUACGCUCUGCCUGUUGCUAACCAACAAUAGCUUUGUAAUUGUCGGGUCAGCUGGGUUAUUAGUUUCUAAUAAGCUGUUAGGGAUGCACCAAUAUGAGAAUUCUGGGCCAAUGCCGAUAUCUAAUAUUUUCAUGUACAUAUAUACAUAUAUGUUGAUGCCAAUGCUGACACCAAUGCAAACAUUUAUAAAAUAGAAAAAAAUUGACCCUACAGGCCUAUAAAAUGCAAACAUUUUAGCACAGCAUCCCAGUGUCACAUUAUCGUUCUUCUCUUCCAGAAAACAAUAACUAUAUAAUUAGAUUUUGGUUGGAAUUAUUGGUCAAAUCUGUCUAAUACCGAUAAUUUAAAAAAAUACAGAUUACUGCCAAUACUAAUAUAAUUCCCGUAUCGCUAUGCACCCCUAACAUUUAGUUAAAUGGUUGAUGUUGUCUAGCAUACAUGUUUACUGGUGCUGAAGCCCCGCCCACCCUCGAUCUGAUUGGUUAGCACAGAUGAAACAAUGGCAUAGCCUACUUGACCACUUUGAGCUGUUUUUUUUUUCAGAUUAAGGCAGCUGGAGCUCCGCAUAUUUCACAAAUGAUGCAAAAAGUUGUUCUGCAAAUUGCUUGCAGUUACACAUUUACCACCAGAGAGGUCGCCAAAUCCUCACAUGUAUGUAGUUCUGCUUUGAAAACAACACAUUAUUAGCUACUUUUAACGCAGCCAGUGUGUUAUUAUUUUAUUUAACAAAGUCAAAGCUGAGUCCUGACCCCAACAUGGUUAAAAUUGUGGUAACACAUCAUUUUUGAGAGUGUCGCUGCAGCAGGUUAGGUUCUUGUCUGAGCUUCCUCAGAUAGACUGCAGUCUGUCUAAAAUAAAAUAAAAAAAAGUUUGGGGACACUUUUCCGUGCAGCUAAGGGAAAUAAGUUAUUACAAAUUAUCAUUAGUUAUAUAUUUUCCUCGUGUUAAGUUAUUGCAAACCAGCAAAGACAACUAAUUUAUAUUAUAGAACAUUUUGAAAAGCUAGUGUGUGUCCCCAAACUUUUGAUGCCUCGUGUAUGAAGGUUCCAUGGUGGUUGAGGAACUGAAAACAAUAGAAAGAGACUAAAAGCGGUAGAAAAUAUCUCCUGGGCUGCACCUGUCGCAGCUCUUGUGAUUGUAGUUUUUGCAUUAUCUGCAGUAGCUCUUUAGUUUGUAAUUAAUACCGUAAUUUAUUUGGACUUACCUUUAGUUGAUAUUGUUUUGUUUUGUCUCAUCCCCAGUAUCUGGAGCAAGUUGACUCUUAUGGAACAGUGUUCUGUGUUCUGUGCUUCACCUCUAUCAGUGCUGAGUCUUUACACCGUAUCUUUGUGUGAAUGUAUUGAUGGAGAGGGCUAGAUCAACUGGAUUAUUGUGAAUCGUUAUUGUUUGUGCUUUAUUUCUUUCUCAGCUUUUGGUCCAGUUAUAUGGUCUUUGGUUUUAAUCGUCCACUCCAGGCUCUGCCCACAAAUGCCUUCCUUUAUGGCUAUACUUUUGAGGUUGGACAAGCUUUACAGAACACAAUCAUUCAAACUAAUGAGAAACUGUAGAACAGACUCAGUUUAUAUCACAAUACCUACAUUUAGAGCCGGUUAUUCAUUCAGCCUAAUGAGAAACUGUAGAACAGACUCAGUUUAUAUCACAAUACCUACAUUUAGAGUCGGUUAU